Messenger RNA from Effrenium voratum, 974 nucleotides. The record is from the annotation of a GenBank genome assembly. NCBI's taxonomy places the organism in Eukaryota, Dinophyceae, Suessiales, Symbiodiniaceae.
AGAUACCCAAGCUCAGCCGGGCGCGGGCGCGCACGCCAUGGUUGAGGAUGCCACGCCAGGGUGCGCGGCGAAAGCAGCGCGAGCGCGGGCUUGGCCAAUCCAAGGCCGAGGAAUCAAAGAAGAGGCCGGCGCCGAACGACCGUGAUGCCAAAGAGAGCAAAUCGAAGCCACGGGUUUCUUGCCCCGUUGACAUUGAGGCAGCGCUGAGCUCCUGCGACCAGCCGAGCGAGAAGUUGUUCGAGUUGGCCAAUCGCCCCUCGCUGUGCCUGCGGAUCGGGGGCUCUGUCCUGGAGGUGUCGCAAGACAGAUCCACGCAGGAGCACAGCGGAGGCGUCGUUUGGGAGACCGCAUUCUUCCUCCUGCGGUAUUUGGAGCGAGAGGUUCUUCCAGGUCUCGGCCGACGUCUCCGAGUCGUGGAGCUGGGCGCUGGCUGCGGGCUGCUGGGGCUUGGGCUGGCGCGCCUGGGCUGCGAGGUGGUCCUCACGGACCAGCCGUUGGCCCUGCCGAACUUGCGGCACAAUGCUGAGGGAUCCGGUGCGGAGGUGCAGGUGCUGAGCUGGGGGGAUGUUGAGCACAUGGAAGCCGUCAGGCGACAAGGCCCCUUUGAUCUGGUGGUCGGCUCGGACGUGGUCUUCGCUCUCCGCUUUGUCGAGCCGCUACUGCAGACCAUCGGAGCCCUGCUGCAGGACUCUGGCACCUGCUGGUUGUGUCUGCAGAGGCGCGACCCGGAUGCGCAUGCGCUGCUCAUGCAGAAGGCUGCGGAGGCCUUCGAGGUGCAAGAGCUCUCCUUCGAAGGCUUGCAAGGCCUAGAGGCGGCGCAGGAGUUGGAGUGCUUGCUCCUGCGCCUCACGCGCCGACCGGCGAUUCAGCAGGUGCCUGGCUCUGGCGCAGGCGAGCGGAAGGAUCCGAAGCGACGGACGGGCAAGGAGCAAAAAGUCCCGCCCUGCCGCCGCAACCCGCGCCGGUGGCUCUAG